Molecule: messenger RNA, 6699 nt
Organism: Oncorhynchus masou masou (cherry salmon)
Lineage: Eukaryota; Metazoa; Chordata; Actinopteri; Salmoniformes; Salmonidae
Product: cell adhesion molecule DSCAML1-like
Exons: 33
Coding region: 1-6324 (2107 amino acids)
Biological process (GO): axon guidance; dendrite self-avoidance; homophilic cell-cell adhesion
Cellular component (GO): axon; plasma membrane
Molecular function (GO): cell-cell adhesion mediator activity
Source: RefSeq, a predicted model, not a curated record
AUGGUUAUCCGGGCAGCAGGGCUGGAGAGACCGCCAGGGAGCAUAGUCGCCAGUCCAGCACCGAGACUCGCCUGGCCAUUGACUGCGCCGCACACUUGCCAGGAUUGCCAAACAUUCCUGAAAAAUAUACCUGCUAUUUAUGGCAUGUGGCUUGUAACUUUACUCCUGCUGUACUCUCUCCGGGAAGUACACAGUGAGGAUGUGGGCUCUACCAGGCUGUACUUUGUGAACGCGUCCCUCCAGAGGCUGACCUACUCCAGCUCGGUGGGGGUGUCUCUGCCCUGCCCGGCGGGCGGCACCCCCACCGCCAUCCUGCGCUGGUACCUGGCCACCGGCGAUGACAUCUACGACGUGCCCCACAUCCGCCACGUCCAUGCCAAUGGCACCCUCCAACUCUACCCCUUCUCACCCUCCGCCUUCAACUCCUACAUCCACGACAACGACUACUUCUGCACCGCAGAAAACCAGGCUGGCAAGAUCCGAAGCCCCAAUAUCAGAGUCAAAGCUGUGUUCAGGGAGCCGUAUACGGUGCGUGUGGCAGACCAGCGCUCCAUGCGGGGCAACGUGGCCGUGUUCAAGUGCCUCAUUCCCAAUGCCGUGCAGGAGUACGUCAGCGUGGUGUCCUGGGAGAGAGACACUGUCUCCAUCGUCCCAGGUAACAGGUUCUUCCUGACGUCCUUUGGUGCUCUGUACAUCUCAGAUGUCCAGAAGGAGGAUGCCCUCUCCACCUACCGCUGCAUCACCAAGCACAAAUACAGCGGAGAGACACGUCAGAGCAAUGGAGCCAGGCUGUCUGUCAUGGACCCCACCGAAUCGUCUCCCUCUAUCCUGGACAGUUUCCAGGCGGGGGAAGUCCCGGCUGGUCAGAGUGUGGAGCUCCCCUGCAUGGCAGCAGGGUACCCCAGCCCCACGGUGCGCUGGCUAAAGGACGGGCGCCCGCUGCCCUCCGAUGCACGCUGGACACGGCGCCUCACGGGUCUGACCAUCAGUGACCUCAGGCAGGAGGACAGCGGUAGCUACGCCUGUGAGGUCACCAACAGCUUCGGCUCGAAGGAGGUGUCCGGAGCACUCUAUGUCAUAGACCCCCUGCGAGUGACCCUCUCCCCUAAGAGUCUGAAGACGGGCAUCAGCAGUACCCUGUUCUUUACCUGUGCUGUGGAGGGUUCGCCAGAGUACACAGUGGCUUGGUACAGGAACACAGAACCUAUAGUCCCAGACCAGCACAUCUCUAUACAGGGCUCCCACAACGACACCCUGCAGAUCACAGCCGCUCAGAAGAGCCACUCUGGGGCCUACCAGUGCUUUGCCUCCCGCAAGGGCCACACCGCCCAGGACUUCUCUAUCAUACUGCUGGAGGACGGCACUCCUCGUAUCGUGUCUUCCUUCAGUGAGCGCGUGGUCGCCCCCGGUGAGCCCUUCUCCCUGAUGUGUGCCUCCAAGGGAGCCCCACCCCCCUCCAUCACCUGGACGCUGGACGACGAGCCUGUGGUGCGAGACUCCGCCUACAAGACCAGCCAGUACACCCUAUCAGACGGCCUGACCGUGUCACAUGUCAACGUCAGCAGCCCGGCCAUCCGUGACGGGGGAGUGUAUCGCUGCGCUGCACGCAACUCGGCCGGUAGCGCCGAGUACCAAGCGCGCAUAAACGUAAGAGGUUCUCCUAGGAUCAGAGAGAUGCGUGACAUCACGGCUGUGGCAGGAAGGAACACCUUUAUAACCUGUCGUGUGAUUGGUUACCCCUACUACUCUAUCAAGUGGUUUAAGGACGGCAUGCUGCUGCCUGACAACCAUCGCCAGGUGGUGUAUGAGAAUGGAACCCUAAGGCUGAGUGAUGUGCAGAAGGGCAUGGACGAGGGUACCUACCUGUGUAGUGUGCUUAUACAGCCACAGACCUCCAUCGACCAGACUGUCCACGUCACUGUCAAAGUGCCACCCCUGAUCCAGCCCUUCGACAUCCCCUCCACGUCGGUGGGAAAGCUGAUGUACAUCGCCUGCGUGGUGUCGUCAGGUGACAUGCCCAUCCGCAUCACCUGGCACAAAGACGGGCAACUCAUCGUGCCUGGUUCCGCCUCUGGUGUUGGCAUAGAGACCAAGGAAUUCAUGAGCUCCUUGCAGAUCUCCAAGGUGACGCUGAAGCACAACGGCAACUACACCUGCAUCGCUAGCAACGCCGCGGCAACCGUCAGCUGGGAAAGACAGCUGGUCGUCACCGUUCCCCCUCGCUUCGUGGUCCAGCCCAACAACCAGGAUGGGAUCUAUGGGAAGGCAGGAGUACUAAACUGUUCUGUGGAGGGAUACCCCCCUCCCAAAGUCAUGUGGAAACACGCCAAAGGUAUAGGGAACCCCCAGCAGUACCACCCUGUGCCUCUGACUGGUCGGAUCCAGAUCAUGUUCAACGGCUCCCUGCUGAUUCGGCACGUCCUAGAGGACGACCGGGGAUACUACCUCUGUCAGGCCUCCAAUGGAGUGGGCUCUGACAUCAGCAAGAGCAUGGUCCUCACCGUCAAGAUUCCAGCCAUGAUCACGUCGCACCCCAACACCACCAUGGCCAUCAAGGGCCAGAUGAAGGAGCUGAACUGCACAGCGCGGGGCGAGCAGCCCAUCAUCAUCCGCUGGGAGAGGGGCGACACUGUCAUCGACGCCGAGAGGAACCCCCGCUACUCCAUCACCAUCAACAAGAAAGGGGACGAGGUCAUCUCCACACUCAAGCUGAAGCCAGCGGAGCGCGGGGACUCAGUCUUCUUCUCCUGCCACGCCAUCAACUCAUACGGAGAGGGGCGAGGACUCAUCCAGCUUACCGUGCAAGAGCCUCCUGACCCUCCUGAGUUGGAGGUGAGAGAGGUGAAGGACCGCAGUAUGAACCUGCGCUGGAUCCAGAGGUUCGAUGGCAACAGCAUCAUCACCAGCUACGACAUCGAGUAUAAGAACAAGUCUGAUACUUGGGAUCACAAGUACACCACCAGGAACAUCUCCCCCACUAACAACCAGGCUAACAUCGUGGAGCUGCACCCUGCCUGUGUCUACAGCAUCCGCAUGUACUCCUUCAACAAGAUCGGACGCAGCCAGCCUAGCAAGGAGCUCACCAUCAGCACUGAGGAAGCACAACCUGAUGGGCCCCCUAUGGAAGUGAUCCUCCAACCAAUGACGUCUCAGAGCAUACGGGUCACAUGGAGGGCACCCAGAAAGGAGCUUCAGAACGGGUUGAUCCGGGGGUACCAGAUCGGUUACCGUGAGAACGGGCCGGGCAGUAACGGCCAAUACAGCAUUGUGGAGAUGAAGGCCACAGGGGACAGUGAGGUGUACACCCUGGACAACCUGAAGAAGUUUGCCCAGUAUGGAGUGGUGGUCCAGGCCUUCAACAGGGCUGGCACUGGUCCCUCUAGCACUGAGAUCAACGCUACCACACUGGAGGAUGUGCCCAGCCAGCCGCCCCAGAAUGUGCGGGCUAUCUCGGUGACCUCAGACGAGGCGGUGAUCACAUGGGCGGAGCCACCGCGUCUAACGCUGCAUGGCGUGUUGAAGGGCUACCGUGUGGUGUUCUGGUCCCUCUUCCCCGACGGAGGUGGGUGCUGUGGGGGCCAGGCACAGGGGCCGAUGCAGAAAUGGGGAGAGAUGCAAAACAUCACUACAACUCGUGAGCAGGUGGAGCUGAGAGGGCUGGAGAAGUUUACUAACUACAGUGUCCAGGUGCUGGCCUACACACAGGCUGGGGACGGAGUCAGGAGCAAUGUCCUGUACAUCCAAACCCGCGAGGACCUCCCAGGUCCUCCAGCUGGUAUCAAAGCCGUGCCCUCAUCUCCCAACAGUGUGGUCGUGUCCUGGCUGCCCCCCCUUAAACCCAAUGGUGUCAUCCGCAAGUACACCAUCUACUGCUCCAGCCCAGGCUCCGGACAGCCGGCUCCCAGUGAGUAUGAGGCCAACCCAGAGAUGUUGUUCUACAGGAUCACCCAUCUGACCCGCGGUAAACAGUACCUCAUCUGGGCCUCCGCCGUGACAACUGCUGGCCGCGGCAACAUCAGCGAAAAGGUCACCGUGGAGCCUGCUGGGAAAGCCCCAGCUAAGAUCCUGUCGUUCGGGGGCACAGUGACUACUCCCUGGGUGAAGGAGGUCCGUCUGCCCUGCAGCUCAGUGGGAGAACCCACCCCCACCAUCAAAUGGACCAAAGACAGUGAGGACUCGACUAUCCCUGUGACUGUGGACGGGCAGCGUCAGAUCCUGUCCAACGGUACUCUGGUGUUACGUUCCGUCAAAGCUGAGGAUUCUGGGUACUACACGUGCACGGCCACCAACACCCUGGGCUUUGACACCAUCAUAGUAAACCUACUGGUGCAAGUUCCUCCAGACCAGCCCCGUCUGACCGUCUCCACCACCUCCACCUCUUCCAUCACCCUGGCCUGGAUCCCUGGUGACAACGGAGGCAGCUCCAUCAGAGGUUUUGUCCUGCAGUACUCAGUGGACAACACAGAGGAGUGGAGGGAUGUGUUCAUUAGUUCCAGUGAGCGUUCCUUCAGGCUGGACAACCUGCGCUGUGGGACCUGGUACAAGGUCAAACUGGCAGCCAAGAACAGUGUGGGCUCAGGACGCAUCUCUGAGAUCAUCGAGGCUAAGACCCACGGACGAGAGCCCGUGUUCAACAAGGAGCAGCCCCUGCUCACCCACAUCAACUCCACCCACGCGGGGCUCAACCUGCAGGGCUGGACCAGCGGCGGCUGCCCCAUCACCGCUCUGCUGCUGGACUUCCGGCCCAAGGGCACGUGGGCCUGGCAGAGCCUGAAGGCCAAUGCCACGGCCCAGCUAUUCCUCAGCGAGCUGCGGGAGGCCACCUGGUACGAGCUGAAGAUGAAGGCCUGUAAUAGCGCCGGCUGUGGGAACCAAAGCUCCCAGUUUGCCACCACAGACUAUGACGGCAGUACCAUCCCUCCUAUAAAUUCGGCCCAUGAGGACAGAGAUGAUGUGAAGAAGCUGUUCUCCAUCGGUUCUCCUGUCAUCCUGGUCACCCUGGGCGUCGCCCUGCUCUUCAUCAUCCGCAAGAAACGCAAGGAGAAGAGACUCAAACGACUCAGAGAUGCUAAGAGCCUUGCAGAGAUGCUUAUCAGUAAGAACAACCGCAGCAUGGACACCCCAGUGAAGGGUCCUCCCCAGGGCCCUCGGCUCCACAUCGACAUCCCUCGUGUCCAGCUGCUCAUCGAGGACAAGGAGGGCAUCAAGCAGAUAGGUGAGGACAAGGCAGUGGCACCAGUGACGGACACAGAGUUCAGCCAAUCAGUGAAUCCACAGAGCUUCUGCACGGGUGUGUCUCUGCACCAUCCUGCCCUCAUCCAGAACACAGGGCCCUUGAUUGACAUGUCAGACAUCCGCCCUGGAACCAAUCCAGUGUCGAGGAAGUGUGUGAAGUCAGCCCACAGCUCCAGAAACCGCUACUCCAGCCAGUGGACCCUGAGCAGGCCGGGCCAGAGCCAAUCAACAGCCUCCGCAAGGACUCUGACCUCUGACUGGCGCACCAUGGGCUCCCACGGCAUCACCGCUACCGAGAGUGACAGCUACAGCGCCAGCCUGUCCCAGGAUACUGACAAGGGUCGUAACAGCAUGGUGUCCACAGAGAGUGCGUCGUCUACGUAUGAGGAGCUGGCGCGGGCCUACGAACACGCCAAACUGGAGGAGCACCUGCAGCAUGCCAAGUUCACCAUCACAGAGUGCUUCAUCUCCGACAGCUCCUCUGACCAGAUGACCACGGGCACCAACGACCCGGCCGACAGCAUGACAUCACUCAGCACCCCAUCCGAGACAGGCCUGUGUCGCUUCACCGCCUCGCCACCCAAACCCCAGGACUACGACCGUGGCAGACCUACCAACGUGGCCGUGCCCAUCCCCCACCGUGCCAACAAGAGUGAAUUUUGCAACCUCCCGCUCUACAUGAAGACGGAUCCUUUCUUCCGGAAGCAGGCAGAACUGCAUGACCCAUGCCCUGCGGUCCCGCCCAGGGAGGCCUCCAUCCGCAGCCUGGCACAGCGGGCGUACCACACCCAAGGACGUCACAUGACUCUGGACCCGUCCAAGCAACAGGCCCUGACGCUAGGCCACUCUGGGUUGGGCAGUCUGGGCGUGAGCUCAGGCACUGCCACCCUGCCCCAGAGGACUCUCACCAUGCCCUGCUCCAACCCUGCAGCCACAGCCUCCACUUCCAGCACCAGCAGCAACCCCACUGGCUCCAGCACAAAGAUGGGGGGCUCCAGAGACUCACUGCUAGAGAAUAGCUCCUCAGCGCUGGGUAGACUGCAGAAGCAAGGGGUUGGGGCCUACUCUAAGUCUUACACACUGGUGUAGCUACUAGUCCCCCUUCUCUCUCUCAAAGACUAAACACUCCUGUCUGGCCCGGUCCCGGCCCACACCCAGCCCCACACCAGUGUUCUACACAUCAGGUCAGCGAGGGCAUGCAGUGCAGUGCAGCAGGUGUCCCCAGCUAACUGCUAGCUAACAUCUAAUUACCCAGUAGCGUGAUUAGUCUUUAUUCAGACUUUAGAUUCUGCCUCCCAGGAAUGACCAGAGACCAUUGUAACCUGCCUGAUUCAUGCUCACCUGGACCUGUAUAAAACAAACUACUAUCUCCUACUAACUAUCACUUCUAGCCUGAUGCCACGCUGCUCAAUUUGUGUGUCUGGUGAUGUACACACACACACGCACACGCACGCACACACACAC